Molecule: messenger RNA, 818 nt
Organism: Spinacia oleracea (spinach)
Lineage: Eukaryota; Viridiplantae; Streptophyta; Magnoliopsida; Caryophyllales; Amaranthaceae
Exons: 2
Coding region: 53-742 (229 amino acids)
Source: RefSeq, a predicted model, not a curated record
AUAAAAAUGGGUGGUCAGCUCUCACUGACUGACUAUCUGGAAAAAAAAUUUAAUGGCUUGUUGUGUCUCCAACACAGUAUUCUACAGGUGGAGAGGAAGCCCAAGGAACUUAUUUGGAUGGAACUUUGGCAAAAACAAAGUUGAUGAGAGGUCACAACCUAAAUACCAUGACAUUGAUCUUCCCUUUUCACCUUCUUUGGUCUCCAAAACAUUUCUAAGUGGAAGGGAGCUGAAAUGCUGUUACAGAGCCAGCAUAGAUGGAUUUAAUGCAGUUAACUUCCACAACUUCUGUGACUUCAAGGGUCCUUGUGUUAUAAUAGGGUAUACAAACAAGCCUUUCAAAUUCGGGGCAUUCAACCCGGAAGGUUACAGAAGUACAGAUGAUUACUAUGACACUUUUGAUGCAUUCCUCUUUUACUGGCAAGAGGAUGGGAAUCCUGACCCUGUAAUACUGCCCAAAGUUGGGGGCAGUGGAGCUGCCCUUUUCGAUUAUGCUCGUGGGGGCCCACAGUUUGGGUCUGACGGGCUGCUCAUCGGCCCGCCCCUUACGCCUGUCAUGGGUGUGUUUACAGGGCCUGAUUCAAGUUCAGGUGCAGGUGAUCUAAGGCAAGCUAAGUCUAGGUUGGGGUUGUCUUAUGCUAAGAGGUCUGAUGGAAAAGAGUCCAUUUUUGGGGAUGAAUCCAGUGCAACUCUUGAGGAUGUUUUAGUUUUCUGCAGUCCAGAUAUUGCAAGAUUAUACUAAUGAAUUCUGUAAUUGUAUGUUAUCUUCUUUGUAAAGCAAGUUAUUUAUCAAAGAAUGAAGAGAGUUCAGAGAUUUA